AUGAUUGACAGGAUCAAGUGCAUCGCUUUUCGUGAAGCUCGCGAUGCUGGUUCAACAUUUAUAAAUAGACAAUGGAUUGCGGACAAAAUUCAUCGCACAACUCGAUUUGUCUCGGAGGUUUGGGAAAAAUCAUAUGAUCAAUGCUUUGCUGAUUAUUCAAAUGUUGGUGCUAAACCUAAAUUAUCAGAAGCUAGUCGAGAAAUUAUUCAAAAGCAAAAAGAAUAUGCCACCGGAAGAACAAUUAAUAAUUACCGUCACAGAGAAGGAUUAAAACCGUUUCAUGUUAUUCCAAAACCGUUAAAAUCUGAAACUCAUAUAUCAGAUCGAUUAUGGCUCUGUGACUGGUUAAAAGAUUGGACUGUAGAAGAUUUUCUUCAUCUGGCACCAUCUGAUGAAUUUUAUAUUUCGACUGUCCGUCGACCAAAUUAUCAGAAUGAUAGGAUCUGGGCGAAAAGUAUUGAAGACGUUACUGAAGAUGAAAGAUAUCGUGAAAUGGUAAAAAACCAAUCAUGUGUUGGAGUUUUUAUAAUGUUUACUUGCAAAAGAUUACUAUGGAUUAUCAAAGAUAAAGGGGAAUCUUGGACAGGUCAAUAUUUUCGCGAUAUUGUUUUGAUUGAAAAUGUAAUUCCUUUCUUAAAAAAUGAAGAAAAUGUUAUUGAUCCUGAUGAAGUUAUAUUUGUUCACGAUAAAGCACCGUGUAUGCGAGCAAAUAAAACUCAACAUUUGCUCCAAGACAACGAUGUCAAAUUUUGGGGUAAUGAUAUCUGGCCAGGAAAUUCACCUGAUCUCAAUGUGGCAGAACACAUCGGAUCAAUAAUCAAAGAUGAAGUUGAAAAAAAAAUGUCAUCGGAAAGUGGACAUAAUCGAUAUCUUGAAGAAACGCUCAAAAUGCACGUCGCAAAUGUUUUAGCAAGCAUGGAAGAAGAUACUGAACUAUUUGAAACUCUUCUAUGCUCAUAUCCAUCUCGAUUUCGUGCUGUAAAAAAUGCUAAUGGUCGUCACACAGAUUAUUGA
Messenger RNA from Rotaria sp. Silwood1, 1014 nucleotides. The record is from the annotation of a GenBank genome assembly. Lineage: Eukaryota; Metazoa; Rotifera; Eurotatoria; Philodinida; Philodinidae.